GUCAAUUUACGUUUCAGUGCUCGGGAAGUGUCGUCAUUUUCUAACUGCACAUCUGCAAUCCUGCUCUUUCUCUCUCUCUGACCUUCAAGUUCGUAGAGGCAACAUCGUUGGCAGUCGUAAGAAGCUACUAAUUUUCUAUCAUGGCACCUCCAUCAUAUGCUGACCUUGGCAAAAGUUCAAGGGAUCUUUUUUCCAAAGGAUUUAAUUAUGGAUUUUUUAAAUUGGAAUGCAAAACAAAAACAUCAAAAGGAGUGUCCCUUACGACUAGUGGAAGUUCUAACAGUGAAUCAGGGAAAGUUAAUGGCAGUCUAGAGACCAAAUACAAAUGGGAGGAGUAUGGUAUGACAUUUUCUGAAAAAUGGAACACUGACAACAUCUUGGCUACAGAAAUCACUGUUGAAGACCAAAUUGCUAAGGGAUUAAAAGUUUCCUUUGAUACAUCAUUUGCUCCUCAGACUGGUAAAAGAAGCGGUAAAAUCAAAACUGGUUACAAAAAUGAUUAUAUCAAUGGUGGUGUGGAUGUUGACUUUGAAUUUGCAGGACCUACAGUCCAUGGUGCUUUAGUACUAGGAUACAUGGGAUGGUUAGCUGGUUAUCAGAUGUCUUUUGAUACGUCUAAGUCCAAGCUUUCUCGUAGUAAUUUUGCAGUUGGAUAUUCUGCUGGUGACUUCACUCUGCAUACGAAUGUAAAUGAUGGAACAGAAUUUUGUGGUUCUAUUUAUCAGCAUGUGAACCCCAAACUUGACAUUGGUGUUAACUUGUCUUGGACAUCCAAUAGCAAUGUCACUAGGUUUGGUUUAGGUGGUAAAUACAUCUUGGAUUGUGAUACUUCAAUCUCUGCUAAAAUUAACAAUUCUAGUCAACUUGGACUGGGUUAUUCUCAAAAGUUGAGAGAUGGUGUUGUAUUGACUUUGUCUACUCUGGUGGAAGGCAAAAAUUUCAAUGCUGGUGGACACAAGCUUGGUUUGGGACUUGAGUUAUCUGCAUAAGACCAAUUUUGUAAUGAUAGUUCGGUGUUUCUAUGUGCAUGUUAAGGUGGAGAGCAUGGGUCUUUUCCUCUGACCUGCUGUAUCAUCUCUUCACAAAGGAAAAAGGAUUAACAGAAGUUUUUUUUUUUCUUCGAUAGGGAUUGAUCCCACUUUGAAUUGGGCUCUUUCCUACAGAUUGUCAAUGAAAGUUUUUUUUUUCCUCCUAAUCCUACAGCUAUUUUUGCUGUUGAUAUAACUCAUUAGCAAACAGCAACAACAUAGAUGUACAAGGGUUAAAAAUAGUAGACAUUGCUUACUAAUGUUAUUUCUUUGUAAUCUGAAACUUGGCCUCCAAUAAACGAUUCAGUUUAUCCAUUGAA
This is a messenger RNA of Octopus bimaculoides (California two-spot octopus), 1348 nucleotides long. Its product is annotated as non-selective voltage-gated ion channel VDAC2. Gene Ontology annotation, molecular function: voltage-gated monoatomic anion channel activity. The record is from RefSeq and is a predicted model, not a curated record. Gene Ontology annotation, cellular component: mitochondrial outer membrane. Gene Ontology annotation, biological process: monoatomic anion transmembrane transport. Lineage: Eukaryota; Metazoa; Mollusca; Cephalopoda; Octopoda; Octopodidae.